CCUCUGGGACCCUACUGCCUGUUCCAUCCAGCGCCAUUCGGCUGCACUCCCUGCCUAUCUCUUUGUUCAGAGCUGAUCACCUGCUGUUGUCUUUGAUACCACCGAACAGGGACCCCACUGGAAAACGCACUACCACUCCCAGGAAUCCCUGAAGUCCUGUAUCCUUGGUGACCGGUUACCAUCCCACAGCCUCCAAGGAGCUGCUGUUGGCUUUUGCCAGGGUCCCUAGACAGAUCUGGGACCUCCUGGGAGCCGCUGUAAGCGUCUCAGAACCAUGCAGCCCUUCAGCCCCAUCUUCUUCCACCUCCUCUUUCUCUUUAAUGGUCUGAGUUCCAGGGCAGCUCCCUCACCAGGGCAGCCUGUGGUCUCUGACCUCCAGGGGAUGCUCCAGCCCUCUGGGAUGCCCACUGGUACUCUAGAAAAUCUUACUAGAGAUCAACCUACCCCAGCAUCCUCUGCAAGCCAUCCUCCUGAGCACUCCGAGACACCACCCUCAGCUUCCCCUCACAUCUCCACAAAAAUCUUAAGGGAGACCCCUAGCCCCAGCCCCUUUCUUUCUCUAGAGACUCCCAUUCCUGACCAGCUCACAUCAGUAGCAGAAUCUCAGGGUACUUCACAAAUGAGUCCCUCCAAAGCAACACUUGCUAAACCUGAGACCCCCAAACCUGACCCAACUGGAAUUUCCCCGUCUGACUCUCCAGAAACCCCAAAACCUAACCCCUCCAACACCUCACCCUCAGAGUCUCCUGAAUCUGUAUACACUGACCCCACACCAACUCUACACCAUGAAUCCCCUGAAAUCUCCAAAAGAGAUACCCCCAAACUCUCACCUGGUGAAGGGUCUAAGAUACCAAGUCCCAGACCCACCCAAGUCCUCAGCUCCAAAUCCCUAGAGACCUAUGACCCCAGUGCCACCAGACACCUAAAUUCUGCACUGGAACCAACCACCCACCCUGAUCCUACAGAAAGUCCACAGUCAGUCUUUCUCACCACUCACAACUCUAAUCCCACUGAUGUCCCCCAAACCCAAUUCCCCACAGCCCCCAACCAAAAUGUAACAGAGAUGGCUAGGACCUCUGACUUGGAACCCAGCUCUAGUCUUCCCACCCAGCCAACAACCUUCAGGGAGGAAGCCACCACUCCCAGUGAGCCAGGCUUGAGUCCCAGCCCAGAAGCCCCUGCAGUCACCCGAGUUGCCACCCCUGGCCUGUCCACCUCAGAAUCCCCAGGGACCAAAGAGCUGCACGUACCCCAGAACUCAGACCCUAAAGGGCCAGAUAUCCCUCUUCCCUCAGCAAGGAUUGCAGGGCCCCCCGCUCCUCUGGAGCACCCCAAUCAGGUAGCACCUGCCCCUCAGAGACACAGCGGAGGAGACACAGUCAACACGAUCAUCGUGGUGGAGCGAGUGAAGGAGACGGGGGUGACUCUGGUCAGCCGCCCACGAGGCUCCGUCGGUGGGGCUCUGUGCCUGUUCUUCGCGGGGACAGGGCUGCUGAUUGGCAUCUUCCUGCUGCUGUGGUGCCUCUACCGCCGAGCCUCCAGACACAGGUCCUUUGCCCACCACCGGCUCCGGGACAGCGGAGAUGAACCAGUCUUGCACCUCGAUGCCCCGAAGGACCCGCUGGAUCUCUACUUCUACGCCCCCGAUGCGUGGGUGCCCUCCCACAUCGCCACGCAGCCGCCACCUUCCACGCCCCCGCUGCCGCCCAAGCUGCCCCCUCCGCCCCGCGGGCCGCAGCGCCUGGAAGCCCUGUCGCCCGCCGCACUGACCCCCAACUUCUUCUGAGGACCGCGCCGCAGACCCGGCCCAGCUUCAAUGCCUUAGCGGGACCCCAGAGCCAGGCUUCCCAAUAAACCACCUCGCCCACC
Messenger RNA from Mus caroli (Ryukyu mouse), 1869 nucleotides. RefSeq names its product golgi associated olfactory signaling regulator (gene Gfy). The record is from RefSeq and is a predicted model, not a curated record. Lineage: Eukaryota; Metazoa; Chordata; Mammalia; Rodentia; Muridae.